Molecule: messenger RNA, 1769 nt
Organism: Eucalyptus grandis
Lineage: Eukaryota; Viridiplantae; Streptophyta; Magnoliopsida; Myrtales; Myrtaceae
Product: mediator of RNA polymerase II transcription subunit 15a-like
Exons: 3
Coding region: 105-1565 (486 amino acids)
Molecular function (GO): chromatin DNA binding; transcription coactivator activity
Source: RefSeq, a predicted model, not a curated record
GUUCCAUCUGGAGUUCAGGCUUCAGCCAGUCUAUCGUCUACAUUGCCAUCUGUCUCUGGCUUGAACCAAUCUUCAUCCCGAAUACUAUUGGACAAAACAACAACAUGCAAAAUAUGCCUAGUGUUUCUCAGAACUCACUGGGGAACUCAAUGGGCCAAGGUGUCAAUAGCAACAUGUUCGUAAAUUCUCAGCAACUUCAAGCUAGGCAACAGAUGGUUUCCCUACAGCAACAACAACAGUCUCAGAAUUCACAGCAGUAUAUUUACCAGCAGCAGCAAUACCAACAGCAGCUUUUGAAGCAGAAGCUUCAGCCAGUCCCACAUUCGCUCAUGUCAUCUCAAUUCCAACAACAGCAGCAGCAACAGCAGCAACAGAAUGUGCUACAGCCAACUCAGCUGCAGGCUUCUCAGCAGUCUGUCCUCCAAACAUCUUCUGUCAUGCAGCCGCCAUCAAUGCAACCAGCUCCUCUAGCUGGUCUCCAACAAAAUCAACAGUCUUCAGUUCCACAGUCAACACAGUCCAUGAAGAGUUAUUCUUCUACUUUUGUAGUGUCUACUGAUAGCUCUGCCCAAAUGGGGCAUUCGGCCGGGGGUGACUGGCAAGAGGAGGCUUACCAAAAGAUGAAAUCCAUGAGGGACACAUAUUUACCUGAAUUGAAUGAGAUGUACCAGAAAAUCUCUAUGAAGUUACAGCAGCAUGAGUCUCUUCCGCUACAGCCAAAGUCAGAUCAGCUUGACAAAUUGAAAAAUUUUAAAUUGAUAUUGGAGCGCGUAAUUGCUAUUUUGCACGUUAACAAAGCUGAUAUAGUGCCUUCUUUCAAGGAGAAGCUGGUUCAUUAUGAGAAACAGAUUAUAAACUUUAUCAACACAAGUAGGCCCAGGAAAGUAGCUAUGCAGCAAGGGCAACUUGCCCCUCCUCAUAUGCACUCAAUGCAGCAGCAGCAGCAGCAGCAGCAAUUGCAACCUCAAACUACUCAAGUGCAGCCACAUGAAAAUCAAAUGAACCCUCAAUUAGAAUCAACGAAUUUACAAGGAUCUGUAGCAUCAAUGCAGCAGAACAAUAUGGGAAAUUUGAAUCAUUAUUCUAUGUCUUUGUCUGGGGUUUCAAAUGCACAGCAAACUAUGAUUGAUUCCCUACAGCUGAAUUCCAAUAUGGACUCUGGAACAGGUAAUGCCUCGAGUACAAUGCAGGUGGUUGGUAUGGGAUCUAUGCAGCAGAAUCCUGUUGCUCCACAACAGGUGAAUAUGAGCACCAUGCAGCAACAGGGUGGGGUAUACAUGUUACAAUCAAAUGUCAACAAACAUCAGUCUAAUUCCAAUAUGCUUCAAUGUCAGCCUCUCAAACAGCAACAGGAACAACAGAUGCUACAGACACAGCAGCUUAAGCAACAAUAUCAGCAACCUCAAAUGCAGCAGCAACUCAAACAACAGCUUCUGCAGCAGCAGCUUCCUUUGCAACUGCAGACUCAUCAAAGGCGUUCCAACAUCCAACUCCGGAAUGCAGCUUGGGCGCUGCUGUUAUUAGUAGUUGUCAUCUACUAUAUUAAAGUUUUUCUUCUUUCUUAGUGUAGAAAUUGAUAGGGGACAAAAGAGGAGAGCAUACAAACUGAUUCAUGUUUGCCACUCGCACUUUUAUUAUUAGUUAAAUAAGACUUAGGGUCGAAUGAUAAACAUUCUGUUUCAUAAAUUUAUUUCUUGCCAUUUCGGUGGUAUUUGAUAACAUUUAUGUUAACGGGAACAAUUUCUAUUUAGACAUAGUUUUCUUGAUAA